Messenger RNA from Erpetoichthys calabaricus (reedfish), 1420 nucleotides. It is a transcript of the gene setd7, whose product is annotated as SET domain containing 7, histone lysine methyltransferase. The transcript is spliced from 7 exons. The coding region runs from base 241 to 1269 and encodes 342 amino acids. Gene Ontology annotation, cellular component: chromosome. Gene Ontology annotation, molecular function: protein binding; histone H3K4 monomethyltransferase activity. The record is from RefSeq and is a predicted model, not a curated record. NCBI's taxonomy places the organism in Eukaryota, Metazoa, Chordata, Cladistia, Polypteriformes, Polypteridae. Gene Ontology annotation, biological process: regulation of DNA-templated transcription.
CCAUUGGGAGCGCACUAUGCACGGAACGAGUCGAGCCCCGAGCGGCGGGCGAGGCAAGCAGCUGUUCCAACGAGCGCCUGUCAGUCACGGAGCGGAGCAGAGUGAUGUCAGUGCUCUUUACGGCACCGCCGGCAGGCAGCGGAACCGGGUAUCCGAGUUACACGGGGUUGGGGGCACACUGAGAGAUACUGAAGAGAGCGUUUCGUGAAAGCCGUACCACGAAGAGGAGAAGGAGGAGGAAUGGACAGCGACGAGGAAAACGUGGAAGAAAUCAUUGAAGGUCCACUAGAUGAAGAUGGACAGCCACAUGGUUGCUGCACUAUUACAUACUCCUCCAGUGAUAGAUUUGAAGGCCAUUUCGUUCAUGGGGAGAAAAAUGGUAGAGGGAAAUUCUACUUUUUUGAUGGAAGCACACUGGAAGGCUUUUAUGUAGAUGAUGCUUUACAAGGCCAAGGAAUUUACACCUAUGAGGAUGGAGGUGUCCUUCAUGGCACAUAUAUGGAUGGGGAACUGAAUGGACCAGCACAAGAGUAUGAUUCAGAGGGAGUCAUGAUAUUUAAGGGCCAGUAUAAGGAUAACAACCGCCAUGGAGAAUGCUGGGUCUACUAUCCUGUAAGUAGGAAUGGGACAUGUAAAUCUACUUUAAAACAAUUUAAAGCUGCUACUUUAACAAUGUUUCAUUUAACCAAGUUCUUACUUUUCCAAUUAUGUUUUACAGGUCCUUUGUAUACCUUUGACAAAUCCACCUCAUCUUGUAUUUCUACCAACUGCCUUUUGCCUGACCCUUAUGAAACAAUGAGAGUAUAUGUUGCUGAUUCUUUAAUCUCCAAUGCUGGAGAAGGUUUGUUUGCUAAAACAUCAGCCGAAUCCAACACAGUGCUGGCCUUUUACAAUGGAAUUCGCAUCACACACCAUGAGGUCGAUUGUAGAGACUGGUCUCUAAAUGGAAAUACAAUAUCUUUGGAUGAAGAAACUGUGUUGGAUGUUCCUUACCCCUAUAAUAAUAUUAGGAAAUAUUGUGCCUCACUUGGUCAUAAAGCAAAUCAUUCAUUCACUCCUAACUGCAUGUAUGAUACAUAUGUUCAUCCCCGCUUUGGGCCGAUCAAAUGUAUUCGUACAGUUAAAGCUGUGGAGAAAGAUGAAGAACUGACAGUUGCAUAUGGUUAUGAUCACUAUGAUUCAGCAAGGAGUGGACUUGAAGCCCCUGAGUGGUAUAAGAAAGGUCUCCAAUCAUUUCAAGCUGACCAAAAGAAUCAGGAACAAAAUUAAAAUUGUCUGCUUUCAUCAGGGAUUAAUAAUGGAGAAAACAAUGAACUAUGCACUAUAUUUCUGUAGAAAAACGCAAACCAGGGAUCCGUAUCAGCUUGAGAAAUUCAUGCUUGGAUAUCUUGCCUUUUGUAUAAUAAAAGUAUCAUUUGUA